CCCUUGCUUGCAUCGAUUGGCGGGCCGCCCUUUUGAUACUUUAUCCAGCUGCAUUGACGCAAGUGCAUGCUGCAAUAAAGCUAGAGGAGAAAAAAUUCGGAGGCGUGUUGCUCUUGAGGAACACUGCUAUCUGAGUUUACUCCCCUUUUGCUUUUUCUCCUUUUUCUUCUCAUAUCUCAUCAGAAUUCGAAAUCUCGCCCCUGUUUGGCUACAACAAUCUUGAGCUCCGCCAGCCAUGGCGGACUUGUUCGACGUUUUCGACGAGCAGCCAGAGGCGCCGGCGGUCGGCCUCGAUCGCAACUCGUCUGAUACCAAAACCAAAAAGACUAAAAAGUCCAAACGGGAUAAGAGCAAGGAUAAGAGCAAAAAGCGCAAGGCUGACGGUCAUGUGAAAAAUUUGGGUGCUCAGGACAACGGUGCCGAGGCGCAGCCUGAUCCUCAAGAGGACGUUGAAAUGGCUAACGGCACCCAGCCGUCCACCGGUGACGCCGGCUCAGAGGAGUCCUCUUCGGAUGAGCACCAAGACAUCAAGCGACGGAAGAAGGAGGGCGAGGCCGAUCCGAUCCUUACCGACACCUUCGAAACUGCCCAAUCGAGACAGGUUGCAGCAGCGGAGGGCUUCGGCACCAAGGAGGAGGAUUCACUCGUGCUUUCACACAACAUCCAGCAUCAAGUUGCCUUGCCGCCGGAUCUCGACUACGUCUAUGUUCCUUUGUCAGAGCACAAGCCUCCUGAGGAACCCGCCCGAAAGUAUGCAUUCAAGCUCGACCCCUUUCAGAGCAUAUCAGUUGCUUCGAUCGAGCGUGAUGAGAGUGUGCUGGUUUCCGCGCAUACCAGUGCUGGAAAGACUGUCGUUGCCGAGUAUGCAAUUGCGCACUGCCUCAAGAGAAAUCAGAGAGUCAUCUACACGAGCCCGAUCAAGGCACUCAGCAACCAGAAGUUCCGCGACUUCCAGGCCGAGUUUGGCGAUGUUGGUUUGAUGACUGGUGAUGUCACCAUCAACCCGACCGCCAGCUGCCUUGUCAUGACGACAGAAAUUUUGCGCUCCAUGUUGUACCGCGGUUCAGAGAUCACUCGCGAGGUGGGCUGGGUUGUUUUCGACGAAAUCCACUACAUGCGCGACGCGACUCGAGGUGUCGUGUGGGAGGAGACCAUCAUCAUGUUGCCUGACAAGGUCCGCUAUGUGUUCUUGUCGGCCACAAUCCCGAAUGCUUUCCAAUUCGCCGAAUGGAUAGCCAAGAUCCACCGACAGGCCUGUCACGUUGUUUACACCGACUUCCGCCCAACCCCCCUCCAGAACUAUGUUUUCCCCGCUGGAGGAGAUGGCAUCUACAUUAUGGUGGAUGAAAAGGGCGUGUUUAGGGAGAAGAAGUUCAUGGAAGCCAUUGGCUCCAUCGCUGGGAAAAACGACGAUGACGAUUCGAUGCCGCGCCAGAAGGGCAAGGGCAAGAACAAGAAGGCUGUAAAGAACACCGUACCGGACAGCAAGGCAGACAUCACCAAGAUCAUCAAAAUGAUCAUGAGGAGAGCCUACCACCCAGUCAUCGUCUUCAACUUCAGCAAGCGCGAAUGCGAGAACCUUGCCCUCAAGGUGUCAACAUUAAACUUCAAUCACGAGUCAGAGCAAAAGCUGGUCGAGGAUAUCUUCAGGAACGCUAUUAUGUCACUAUCUGAAGAGGACCAAGGCCUUCCUCAAAUCCAGCACCUGCUUCCGCUGCUUAAGAAGGGUAUCGGUGUCCAUCACUCUGGGCUCUUGCCCAUCCUGAAGGAGACCAUCGAGAUCCUCUUUCAGGAAAACCUUAUCAAGGUGCUCUUUGCCACAGAAACCUUCUCCAUUGGUUUGAACAUGCCAGCCAAGACUGUCGUUUUCAGCCAAGUUAAGAAGUUUGACGGCGUGAAGGAGAGGCCGCUUACACCAUCAGAGUACAUCCAAAUGUCGGGGCGCGCCGGUCGUCGUGGUCUUGAUGAUCGUGGUAUUGUCAUCAUGAUGAUUGACGACAAGCUUGAUCCCGAAACGGCCAAGGGCAUGGUUUGCGGUCAACAGGAUCGUCUAAACUCGGCUUUCCACCUAGGAUACAACAUGAUCCUGAACUUGCAGCGUAUUGAAACCGUAUCUCCUCAGUACAUGCUGGAGAGGUGUUUCUACCAGUUCCAAAACGCUUCUAGCGUGCCAGCAUUGGAAAAGAAGCUGAUAGAGCUGCAGCAACAACGUGACGCCAUGGUGAUCCCUGACGAGUCAACUGUCAAAGAUUACCACACCGUCCGGCAACAGAUUGAAGCGUACAAGAAGGACAUGGAGGCCGUGAUACAACAUCCAAACAACUGCUUGGAGUUUAUGCAACCUGGACGAUUGAUCAGAAUCAAGACCCCGGACGGCGUUGACUUUGACUGGGGAGUUGUGGUCAAUUUUUUGCCGCGCAAGCCUGUCAAGUUUGGCGAGGAGGAGCCGCCACCGCAAGAGUCGUAUCUCAUGGAUGUCGCCUUGUUCGUAUCGGAGGAUAGCAUCUCGCCCCCGCCCCACGCAUCGGUUUCGAAAGAAGGCCACAUCGCAGAUGGUGUCGAACCAAGCGGUUCUGUCGACCAUGGACGGCUUGAGGUCGUGCCAUGUCUCUUGACUUGCAUGGUUGCCAUCAGCCAGAUCCGCAUUUUCAUGCCCAAGGAUAUGGAUCACCUUGGCAAGUCGCAGGUCAGCCAUGGCUUGGAAGAGGUCCAGCGCAGGUUCCCAGACGGAGUACCAAUUUUGGAUCCUAUUGAGAACAUGGGCAUCAAGGACGAUUCUUUCAAGAAACUUAUGCGCAAGAUCGAGGUUCUUGAGUCACGCCUGCUUUCCAACCCUCUCCAUGGCUCGCCGAAUCUCCCAGAGUUGUGGGAUAAGUACAAGAUCAAGACAGAGUUGACGUCCCAGAUCAAGGAGACCAAGAGAGCCAUCAAUAAGUCAUAUAGUAUUGCACAGCUCGAUGAGCUCAAAUCGCGCAUGCGAGUUCUCCGCCGCCUCAACUUCAUCAACGAGAACGAGGUAGUGCAGAUGAAGGCUCGUGUGGCUUGCGAAAUUUCGUCUACGGAAGGCCACGAAUUGGUGAUUUCAGAGCUGCUGUUCAACGGUUUCUUCAAUGAAUUGGAGCCAGAAGUUUGCGCUGCCAUCUUGAGCUGCUUUGUCUUUGACGAGAAGAUGGAGGGCACUCCCUUGAAAGAGGAUCUUGAUAAGCUGGUUCGCGAAAUCCAUGCACAGGCCAAGACGAUUGCACGUAUUAGUCGUGAGAGUAAAUUGGACGUCAGCGACGAACAGGUUGUUGGAAAUCUUAAAUGGCAACUUACGGAAACUGUGUUGGCAUGGGCCAAAGGCAGACCUUUUGCCGAGAUCUGCAAAAUGACAAAUGCCUACGAGGGUUCUUUGGUGCGUAUUAUGCGUCGCCUUGAGGAGCUGUUGCGGCAGAUGGCGGAAGCAGGCAAGGUUAUGGGCAGCGAGAUGUUGCAGAAGAAGUUUGAGAAGGCUCUCUCACUGAUAUCACGAGACGUCGUCUCGGCUGCCAGUCUCUACCUGUGAUAGUAACUCGAAACUCCCUGGGAAGCGAUCGUGUCUGUUGCGGGAAAUGGUUUAAUACGGAGUUAUGGCGUUUUGUAGCUUGGCGCUGGCAUCUACCAAAAUCUUACAAAGUGCUCUACCGUAAACACAUGGCAUGGGUUUGAAGCCUGUCGUUGUCGUAUUGUGUUGUGAGAAGUAUGGCGGUUUCUGUUGUUCCGACUUGCUCACGUACCAAGAUCUUAAUGGGUUUAUAAUACAACCGCACAAUACUAGCCUUUCCCCAGGCACACAUAUGGGUAGAUACAAAGAUCCCAUCCUUUGCAGACGAAAACGGACAAAGAUAUGCUACAACAGUCCCAAAACGCCACGCGCCGCUUUCCAUGACCCCAUCGCCAUCAUGCAUGCUCGCCCGAAAUCGACCUAAUUAAUCCAAUGAUGAGACUCAAGAGACAGCCAAAACUGAUAAACACCUUCCACCUGCGACUGUAAAGCCCCUCCUCGCGCACGAGCCAGCCAAAAGCACCCAGCGGCCAGACGAAGCCGAUGAGCAUGCCCCUGAGCAUGACAUCCACAAAGCCGUUGAUGCCAACCUCGUCCCCGCCAUCGGCACCUGCUAAGCCGUCAGCAUCGCCUCCCCCGCCGUAGCUGCCCAUACCACCUCCGCCUCCACCGGUACCCUGGUUGUUGUCCAUCCACGCGUCUUC
Molecule: messenger RNA, 4227 nt
Organism: Pyricularia oryzae 70-15
Lineage: Eukaryota; Fungi; Ascomycota; Sordariomycetes; Magnaporthales; Pyriculariaceae
Product: FRQ-interacting RNA helicase
Exons: 2
Coding region: 236-3544 (1102 amino acids)
Biological process (GO): maturation of 5.8S rRNA; RNA catabolic process
Cellular component (GO): nucleus
Molecular function (GO): RNA helicase activity; RNA binding; ATP binding
Source: RefSeq, a predicted model, not a curated record